UUCCCCAAGAGUCUCAAGCAGAUUUGAUAUUGUGUGCCUUCUUCGGAUUCGUCUUUGUGUGUGCGCGCGCCAAACAAAGGGAAGGAGCAGCAAAAUGAGGAAUCUGCUAUUGCCACUCUUCGCUGUGACGCUCUUUGUCACAUGCCGAGCUGUGAAGAUUCAAGAUUGUGGAUCAAAAGCCGGAUCAUUCUCGAAAGUGGAAGUGACAAAUUGCAAUAUGGACGCUCCGCCGUGCAUUCUCAAGCGCAACUCAAAUGUCACCAUCUCGAUUGAAUUCACGCCAGACAUCGAAUGCAACGACGUGACUGCAGUUGUUCAUGGAGAUCUUCUGGGCGUUCAGGUGCCAUUUCCCAUCUCGAAUCCCAACGCCUGCCAGAGCCCAGGAGUGGAUUGUCCCAUCCAGCCCCAAACCACUUACAGCUACACGGCGACUCUGCCUGUGCUCAAGAGUUACCCUAAAGUAAAAGUUAACGUAAAGUGGGAGCUUCAGAAUGCCAAGAAGGAUGACAUCGUGUGCGUUAUAAUCCCAGCCAAAAUCGAAUAACAAUCUUCCAUUUCACGAAGUGUUUAAGUGGGUUUCCUUGAAGAACUUGUCCUGAUAUCCCAAAAAAAACCACAGAUUUUCAUAUGAAAGACUUCAAAAUUUAUUCCAAUUAUUAAAUCUCUUACUCUUCUCGAAUUACAGUUUUGCGUUUAGGAUUCUUACGUUAGAUUAAUGCCAAUUAUUAAAAAAAAAAUUCUGUGUAAUAAAACACCCAAGCAUUCAAUAAAAUAGUUCUAAGAA
Messenger RNA from Phlebotomus argentipes, 784 nucleotides. RefSeq names its product NPC intracellular cholesterol transporter 2 homolog a (gene Npc2a). Gene Ontology annotation, molecular function: sterol binding. NCBI's taxonomy places the organism in Eukaryota, Metazoa, Arthropoda, Insecta, Diptera, Psychodidae. The record is from RefSeq and is a predicted model, not a curated record. Gene Ontology annotation, biological process: intracellular cholesterol transport. The coding region runs from base 95 to 544 and encodes 149 amino acids. The transcript is spliced from 4 exons.